AUGACCUCGCCUAGCGCGUCCACGACUCUGGGGAAGAGGAGAAGGAGCACUAGACUCACAGGUGGGCCACAACUGACGACACCAUCUAGGCUUGCCCUUGGGAGCAUUCAUACUGACACACUCCAAGAUGAGGAGAUCACACUAGGCCCUCUUGCCGUAAAGCGCACAAGACGCUCUCUCCGAAUUCAUCCAGAGAUCCAUCAUGAGCCCGACCACAUCCAAGCAGAGAAGGAGAAGGCCGCCUCACCACCAAAGCCGAUUGCCGACGACGUGGAGAAUCACAAGGAAAACCGCAAACCAUCAGAAGACAACAGCGAGGAAGUCAUCAAUGAGGCGGAGACACCAUCAAAGUCACUCCUAAGAAGGCGCAAAUCAAUCAUCGCCAGUCCGCCAAAGACCGCUCCAGUCACACCUUCCACACCGCGACAUUAUGAUGUCUUCGCAAAGGCAGCAGUCACCACUCCGCGCCAUCGCGUCAUGUCUGUCGGCAAGCUCUCCAGGCGCAUGACACCAAGCACACCCAUGACACCUGCGGCUUCUCAAACUGUCUACCAUCAAGCUCGUCAACUCUUCUCCCGAAGUGCGGAUCCCGGGGAACUCAUUGGGCGCGACGACGAGCGCGAGAAGCUCAACACUUUUCUGAAUCGCUGUACCACCGCACAUCCCAGCGGCUGCCUCUACGUCAGCGGACCUCCUGGCACCGGAAAGAGCGCGAUUGUCAAUAAUGUCACAGACAAGUUCGCAUCCGAGACGUCAACAGUGCGCAAGGCAUACAUCAACUGCAUGAGCAUCAAGUCCUCCAAGGAUCUCUACGUCACCCUUCUCGACCAGCUAGUCAGCCAAGAUGAGGACAAGGAGGAACUCUCAACCGAAAGCGACGUGGUGGCGGCACUUCAAAGGCUUAUUUUGCCCAAGAAAAAGACCCAGGACGUCUUCCUUGUGGUGUUGGACGAAAUCGACCACAUCCUCACUCUUGACCCCGAAAGUCUCUACAGCCUCUUCGAAUGGUCGCUCGAAAAGAAGAACUCGCACCUUGCCCUGAUCGGCAUCGCCAACGCGCUCGACCUCACAGACCGCUUCCUGCCGCGCCUCAAGUCGCGCAACCUCAAGCCUGAGCUUUUGCCCAUCCUUCCAUACACGGCGCCUCAGGUCAAGAACAUCAUCAUCACGCGCCUCAAGAGCCUGCUUCCCGGUGGAACACCCAAGGAUCCCAACUACAUCCCGUUCUUCCACCCAGCCGCCAUCGAGCUCUGCUCGCGCAAAGUCUCCAGCCAAACAGGCGACCUGCGUCGCGCCUUUGAGAUCUGCCGCCGCGCUAUCGACCUAGUCGAGUCCGAGACCCGUCUCAAGCACGAGAACGAAGUCAAAGAGCAGAUGCUACAAAUGUCUCCAUCCAAAAAGAGCGUCCUAGGCGAAAACACCAACCUCUCUGGUUCUGCGCCUUUAUCUUCACUCUUCCGGAGCAUCACCUCCACCGGAAAGCCCAGCGCGAGCGUUUCCGCCUCUCUGCUCAAAUCCCUGCAGGCCCUGACGCCCGCCACCGCGCCGCGCGUCAGCAUUGCGCACCUAAGCAAAGUCACUGCUGCAGCAUUCAGCAACGGCACCACGCAGCGCUUGAAGACGCUCAACCUGCAGCAAAAAGCCGCUCUGUGUGCUUUGGUCGCCAUUGAGAAACGGAACCGCGCUGCGCAGAGUGAAGCUCUUAACUCUGCAUCAGCCAGCUUCACCUCUACGACUGGCACCGGUACUCCAUCAAGGAAACAAGCCGAAACACCCAUUGCGCCUACAGUCAAGACUUUGUACGAGGCAUACACCAAGCUCUGCAAGCAGGACUCGCUUUUGCACCCGCUGUCAUCAUCCGAGUUCCGCGAGGUUGUCUCUUCCCUUGAAACUCUCAGCUUGAUCACGCCCGUGGAUGGCAAGACAGGGUCGUUUACUGCGCUGGGGUACAGUUCUCCGGGGGUGGGCACGCCGAAGAGGGGAGGCAAGAAGAAGAAGGAUGUUUUUGGCAUGGGAGGCGCUCUGGUGGCGGGCGAUGAGAAGAGGGUGGCUAGUUGUGUUGGGGAACGGGAGGUUGAGCAGACGUUGUUGAAGGAGGAUGGAGCGGGGACGGGGAUUUUGAGGGGGAUUUUGAGUGGCGAGGCUUUGGAUGAUUGA
Sordaria macrospora k-hell is the source of this 2157-nucleotide messenger RNA. RefSeq lists its product as uncharacterized. Gene Ontology annotation, biological process: cell division; mitotic DNA replication checkpoint signaling; DNA replication initiation. Gene Ontology annotation, cellular component: nucleus. Gene Ontology annotation, molecular function: DNA replication origin binding; ATP hydrolysis activity. The record is from RefSeq and is a predicted model, not a curated record. NCBI's taxonomy places the organism in Eukaryota, Fungi, Ascomycota, Sordariomycetes, Sordariales, Sordariaceae.